Molecule: messenger RNA, 879 nt
Organism: Magnolia sinica
Lineage: Eukaryota; Viridiplantae; Streptophyta; Magnoliopsida; Magnoliales; Magnoliaceae
Product: ethylene-response factor C3-like
Exons: 1
Coding region: 79-738 (219 amino acids)
Biological process (GO): regulation of DNA-templated transcription; ethylene-activated signaling pathway
Molecular function (GO): DNA-binding transcription factor activity; DNA binding
Source: RefSeq, a predicted model, not a curated record
CCUUCAAAUGCAUCAAACAAAAAUAACGAGUGGCUAAGACAGUAAGGACUUUGAAAAUUUCUCUCAAUCUCAGUCAAAAUGGAUUGCAAUUUCUUUCAAUUCCAAAACUCCGAAUUCUCACCAGCAUCUUCGUCCGGGUCGGCUGAAUCUUUCUCUUGGGAUGGGAUCACCUUCAAGGAAGAAGAGCUCCCCUUCAACGAGAACGACUCUGAGGAGAUGCUCCUCUUCGACAUGCUUGCGGAGGCCCCCAGAGAGCCAUCGAACUCCCUCUUCUCGACGCGGAUUAAGGAAGAAGAGGUGAACUCGAAGAUCAAAGACAAGGAAAAGGCCAAGCAGAAGUGCUACCGCGGCGUCCGCAGACGACCUUGGGGCAAAUUUGCGGCCGAGAUAAGGGACUCGACUAGGAACGGGAUUCGGGUUUGGCUGGGGACGUUUGAUAGCGCAGAAGCAGCUGCGCUGGCCUAUGAUCAGGCUGCGUUUUCAACGCGGGGUUCCAUGGCCAUCCUGAAUUUUCCAGUGGAGCAAGUCCAACAGUCACUCCGCGGAUUAUCUUAUGGUGAUGAUUUAGUUUCCCCUGUGGUUGCCCUCAAGAAAAGGCACUCCAUGAGAAGGAAGCCCAUGAUCAGGAAAAAGAAAGAGGCAGACAUGAGGAUAGAGAAUGUACUAGAAUUGGAGGUUUUAGGGAUAGAUUAUCUGGAAGAACUUCUAAGUUCAUCUGAUGUGGCUAGUCCUUGGUAAUCUCUCUCUCUCUCUCUCUCUCUCUCUCUCUCUUCAUUGGUUUCCUAGCUUUACCUAGAAAGGGUGUAACAGUGAGAAUGGUAUUUUUAAGUAUUUCAUCAUUGUAUCUUACAAUGUAAAGCUGAAGUGUUACUCUCUCUC